AUGAGAGGGUAUCAUGCAUUCACAGGUUGUGACACCGUUUCUGCGUUCUACUCAAAAGGGAAAACACUGACCUGGAAAGCAUGGCAGCAGUGUAUUGAUGCCACAUCAGCUUUUAAAGCCCUUUCUAAUCCGUUAAAUGAACUGACAGAUGAUAUACUGAUUAGCUUGGAAAAGUUCGUCAUCAAGCUUUACUGUGGUGACAGUGAAAUAGUUUCGGUGAAUGAAGCUCGCAAGUUUUUGUUCACAAAAAUAAGGCUUUACAGAAUAUCCCCCCUACAAGAGAUGCCCUUAAAAUUCAUGCACUUAGAACAGCCUACCAAGCAGGUUAAUAUAUGGGGACAAGCUUUUGAUUCCUCACCCGAUAUUCUCUCCCCAUCAAACUGGGGAUGGACUGAAAAGGAAGGACAAUGGCAGCCAAUAUGGACAACCCAGCACAGUAUCUGGGUUGUUGCGCGAGAGCUGGUAAAAUGUGGAUGUAAGAACAGCUGUAGAGGCCGUUGUUCUUGUAGACGAGAAGGAAUGACAUGCACACUCCUAUGCAAGACCUGUAAUGGCAACUGCGAUAAUUCUAGUGUAAUAGACCGCGAAGCACUCAUCGAAGACGAUAUAGAACUGGAUUCAGAGGUAUUGGUGGACGAGGGAUUCCUAUCCCUCAUCAUACAACCUUUUUGA
Molecule: messenger RNA, 672 nt
Organism: Parnassius apollo (apollo)
Lineage: Eukaryota; Metazoa; Arthropoda; Insecta; Lepidoptera; Papilionidae
Source: the annotation of a GenBank genome assembly